Molecule: messenger RNA, 3142 nt
Organism: Lampris incognitus (smalleye Pacific opah)
Lineage: Eukaryota; Metazoa; Chordata; Actinopteri; Lampriformes; Lampridae
Gene: pik3c3
Product: phosphatidylinositol 3-kinase, catalytic subunit type 3
Exons: 26
Coding region: 396-3059 (887 amino acids)
Biological process (GO): endocytosis; phosphatidylinositol-3-phosphate biosynthetic process; autophagy of peroxisome
Cellular component (GO): phosphatidylinositol 3-kinase complex, class III, type I; phosphatidylinositol 3-kinase complex, class III, type II; phagophore assembly site
Molecular function (GO): 1-phosphatidylinositol-3-kinase activity
Source: RefSeq, a predicted model, not a curated record
UCGACGGCGCAGUUUCUCGGCCCCGGCGCGUCCAUCUGCGGCUUGUCACGUCUGGCGUGGCACGAGCGCCGGAAUAUGCUGUGUUGUUAUGCCGCUAUCGAAAAUACAAUCGCGUCCGCUCAGGCAGCCAAGAAAUAAUGUCGUCUCUACCACCGUUCACAUCCACAGCUUAGUUUCUAAACUCCGUCAACUGGCUGACUGUCGCGCCGUAGUGUCAGCGCGGUAGUUUGGGGACUGGACGCCGAAAGGCGGCACAGGGUGGCGGUUUUUGUCGCGCUGAUCCGAGGCCUUUGCCGCAAACCCCCCCCCCUCCCUUCCCGCGCGUGCGCCCCCGGAGAGUCUCGCGUUUCAUGUUUCAAUAGUCGUUUUUAUUGAUCAUUCCUGCUUGUCGGAAGAUGGACACGGACAAGUUCAAUUACGUUUACAGUUGUGACUUGGACAUAAAUGUUCAACUCAAAAUAGGCAGUUUGGAGGGCAAGAGGGAACAGAAGAGCUACAAGGCGUUGCUCGAAGACCCGAUGCUGCGUUUUUCUGGCCUCUACCAGGAGAACUGCUCGGACCUCUACGUUACGUGUCAGGUGUUUGCCGAGGGCAAGCCCCUCGCUCUGCCCGUACGCACCUCCUACAAGGCAUUCAGCACCCGCUGGAACUGGAACGAGUGGCUCCGGCUGCCAGUGAAGUACCCGGACCUUCCCCAGAGUGCCCAGGUGGCCCUCACUGUGUGGGACGUCUAUGGGCCGGGCAGAGCCGUCCCUGUUGGGGGAACCACUGUCACUCUCUUUGGCAAAUAUGGGAUGUUCCGGCAAGGAAUGCAUGACCUGAAGGUGUGGCCUGGGGUGGAGGGGGAUGGAGCUGAGCCCACAACCACACCAGGCCGCACCAGCAGCAGUCUGGCUGAAGACCAGAUGGGCAGACUGGCCAAGGGCCCUGACCUGGAGGUACUCAGUGAUCUGACGAAGGCCCAUAGACAGGGCCACAUGGUGAAGGUUGACUGGCUGGACCGUCUGACCUUCAGAGAGAUUGAGAUGAUAAACGAGAGCGAGAAACGCAGUUCCAACUUCAUGUACCUGAUGGUGGAGUUUCCACGUGUCAAAACCAACGACAGGGAGUACAGCAUUGUGUAUUAUGAGAAGGACGGAGAUGACGCAUCACCCGUCCUCACCAGCUGUGACAUCGUCAAAGUCCCUGAUCCCCAGAUGUGCAUGGAGAACCUAGUGGAGAGCAAGCAUCACAAGCUAGCUCGUAGCCUUCGUAGUGGGCCCUCGGACCAUGACCUGAAGCCCAACGCCGCAACACGAGAUCAACUCAACAUUAUUGUGAGUUAUCCUCCAACCAAACAGCUGAGCUCUGAAGAACAGGACCUGGUGUGGAAGUUCAGAUACUACUUGACCACACAGGAGAAGGCUCUGACGAAGUUCCUUAAGUGUGUGAACUGGGAUCUGCCCCAGGAGGCCAAACAGGCCCUGGAGCUCCUCGGUAAGUGGAGGCCCAUGGACGUGGAGGACUCCCUGGAGCUGCUGUCCUCCCAGUUCACCAACCCCACCGUCAGACGCUAUGCGGUGGCGCGUCUGCAGCAGGCGGAUGACGAGGACCUGCUGAUGUACCUUCUCCAGCUGGUCCAGGCCUUGAAGUAUGAGAGCUUCACUGACAUCCAGGGGGGCCUGGAGCCAGGCAGCAAGAGGGACAGCCAGGGCCUUGGAGAGACUUCCACAAUGGAGAACCUGGACAGCUCCCAGAUCCUGACGGGUCCAUCUGUGGCCUCGCCUGCUACCCAGAAAGGCAAAGAUGGGGCAGAUAAUGAGAAUUUAGAGCAAGACCUGUGCACGUUUCUCAUCUCCCGCGCCUGCAAAAACUCCACACUUGCCAACUACCUGUACUGGUAUGUGAUAGUGGAGUGUGAAGAUCAGGACACGCAGCAGAGAGACCCUAAGACCAACGAGAUGUACCUCAACGUCAUGAGGAGGUUCAGCCAAGCGCUGCUGAAGGGUGAUAAGAGUGUGAGGGUGAUGCGGUCGCUCCUGGCUUCCCAGCAGACCUUUGUGGACAGACUGGUCCAGCUGAUGAAGGCUGUGCAGAGAGAGAGCGGCAAUCGCAAGAAAAAGACGGAGCGUCUACAGGCGCUGUUGGCGGAUAAUGAGAAAGUGAGUCUGUCAGAGAUCGAGCCCAUCCCUCUGCCACUGGAGCCGCAGAUCAGGAUCAGAGGCAUCGAACCCGAGACAGCCACGCUCUUCAAGAGUGCCCUGAUGCCAGCCAAGCUGAUUUUCAAGGCAGAGGACGGGGCCAUGUACCCAGUCAUCUUCAAACAUGGAGACGACCUGAGACAAGACCAGCUUAUCCUCCAGAUCAUCUCGCUCAUGGACAAGCUGUUGAGAAAAGAGAACUUGGACUUGAAGCUGACGCCUUACAAAGUGCUGGCCACCAGCACCAAGCACGGUUUUAUGCAGUUUGUUCAGUCUGUUCCUGUGGCCGAGGUUCUGGCGACAGAAGGGAACAUCCAGAGCUUCUUCAGAAAACACGCCCCCAGUGACAAAGGGCCCUAUGGCAUCAGCUCGGAGGUGAUGGACACCUAUGUUAAGAGCUGUGCUGGUUACUGCGUCAUCACCUACAUCCUGGGAGUCGGAGACAGACACUUAGACAAUCUGCUGCUGACUAAAACUGGGAAACUGUUCCACAUCGACUUUGGCUACAUCCUGGGUCGGGACCCCAAGCCCCUUCCGCCGCCCAUGAAGCUGAGUAAAGAGAUGGUGGAGGGGAUGGGGGGCAUGCAGAGCGAGCAGUACCAGGAGUUCAGGAAGCAGUGCUACACCGCCUUCCUCCACCUCAGGCGGUACUCUAAUCUGAUCCUGAAUCUGUUCUCUCUCAUGGUGGAUGCCAACAUUCCCGACAUCGCCUUGGAGCCUGACAAGACUGUUAAGAAGGUGCAGGACAAGUUUCGACUGGACCUGUCGGACGAGGAGGCUGUACAUUACAUGCAGAGUCUGAUUGACGAGAGUGUGGGGGCGCUGUUUGCCGCCGUGGUGGAACAGAUACACAAGUUUGCCCAGUACUGGCGGAGAUGAGCAGGACGGAGACGGCCAAGACCAAGCUAGACUGUAAGACACGGACAGACACACACACACACACACACACACACACACACACA